AUGAACUUCCCAGAUUUGAGGAUCGCCGAGGAGGGGAAAGCUAUCGUCCUUCGGACCGAUCUGGCCGUUCUCCUUCUCGGGGAUAUGAUGCGCGUCCCUGGCGCUCACCACCCCGGAAUCGCUCUCGCCUACGUGGCGAUACUUGGGUGCCUUCCAGCAGAGCAUACCUCGUCCCCGAAGCCGUUCUCCCCCAAUGUACCGCCGACGCUCCCGUAG
Molecule: messenger RNA, 216 nt
Organism: Penicillium chermesinum
Lineage: Eukaryota; Fungi; Ascomycota; Eurotiomycetes; Eurotiales; Aspergillaceae
Exons: 1
Coding region: 1-216 (71 amino acids)
Source: RefSeq, a predicted model, not a curated record